AAUGUCCAAAAAAAUAAAAUAUUUGGAAAGAACUUAAAGGGACCUAGUACAUUCCAAAUUUAUUAUUGACUAACGAUACACUUCAACUCUUAAACCUUAAAUAUCUGAUUGGUUUAAAAAGAUGAAACCACUUCCAGACUUCUCAAGAAUUUUUUAAGAUUACAACAAACGCUAUUUUACUUUAAAUCUCCUUGAAAUAUCACUCUAUUAUUCCAAUAAAGAAAGAUACUCACUUAAUGAUAUCACAUAUAUUCCAUUUGAAGUACUUUUGCUAUUCAUUUUAGGAAGUACAGUCAGUUUCUGAUAAACCACAUUACGCUCUUUCUAAUUAAGGAGUAGAGUGGAAAGAAGCAUUUGGAUUUACAAUUUAUUUAGCAGAAAAAUAUAUAGUUUUAGUGGCUUAAUCAAAUGAAAUAUAUAUGUUAUGGUUAAACUAUUUUGAAGCGAUCAGAUUUAGAUCAAGUGGAAAAAGUAUUGUAUAAAGACAACGUACACCUUAUUAUUCCAAUCUAUUUAUAAUCAAUCUUCCUGAUUUAUAAAAUGUGUAAAACCCUUCUUUAGAAAUGAAAUAGAAAAAAGAUCAAUCUCAUCCUGAAACUCAAGAACCUGAUAAACCUAUCUAUAAAUCUAAGGAUGAUAAUCAACCUGUACGAACACCUGAUAAUGAAGAUAUCAUUAAUCAUUCAGAAAUAGAACAAAAAGGCUCUACUUUAUAACUCAGCCAAUAAAAAAUUUAAGAAAAUUGUAUAUAUUCCUAAAAUAUCAUUGAACAGUCAAAUAAAAUAGAGAUCACAGAAAAAAACUCUUUUUCUGAUCGUGAAAGUGAAGAUCAAACAAAAAUCAUCAUUUAAAAAGAUAUCCAAUAAAAAGCAGUCAAUAUGGAUUUUUUGAUUUAAGAUACGAGUCAAAUUUUUGUUAAAAAUUACGAAAAUGAUGAAAUCAUUUAACUAACUAAAAAUGAAUAGUUGCUCUCUAUAUAGGAAGAAGAAAAAUAUAGCUAGUUACCUAUACCUAGGAGAUUAGAUAAAAUAAAAAAGAAACCUAGUUUCAAUAUCCAUUAAUAACAAGUUAAAGGACCAUUAAAAAAAAAUAUUACAAAUUUUUGGGCUACCAAUGAUAAUGUAGGAAAUGAAAUAGUAAAUCAAAAUUCAAAUAGCAUAAAGAUUGAUUAAGUUCCUAAUUAAGUCAAAAGCUUAUUUCUUAAUAUAUAAGAUGUUCAUGAUUAAAUAUAAGAUGACGAUGUUGAUUAGCCUGAAUUAUUAGUUAAAUUUGAUGAAUUAGAUUCAGCGAGGUGGGCAGAUUAAUAAUGA
Messenger RNA from Paramecium sonneborni, 1310 nucleotides. The record is from the annotation of a GenBank genome assembly. Lineage: Eukaryota; Ciliophora; Oligohymenophorea; Peniculida; Parameciidae.